AUGAACAGAAUUGGAGUGCACAUCAUCCAGGCGCGUUUACAGAACGGCCACAGAGUUCUGUCGAACACUCCCCACAGAGCUUAUCCGCAAACAAAAGACGGAUAUUCCCCAUCCGCUGCAGAGCAAAGAAGAAAGUCGGACGUUAACCCUGCCACGUAUCCUGGUACGGUAGAGGACAAUGCCUUUUCAAGGAUACCUCUUCAACGACCGAUUGCCAUCCCCCAGCUAGGCAAAGGCCGAGGCGUGCCCUUCCAACGCCUAUACGCGCCGAUCCUCGCGCAGCACGGAAUAUCAGAGCGCGGAUUCAUCGACUUCAUCGACACCCUGAACGUGGUAUCCUCAGCAUCGCCGGCACUGAAAGUCCUCGAUCUUGCAGGCGGCUUCAUCGGCAUGGUCCCUCACCACUGGGCCCAGAUCGCAGCAACCAGCAUGCAGGCCGUCGCCAAGGGCGGCAUUGCGCUCGUCAGCAAGAGCCGGACAGAGACGUUCUUGUCAGAGAGCAACAGGAGCUUCUUUGCCCCGCGGAACCUGCGCGUGCAGCUCGUCUCGACGGAGGAGUUGCUGACGGCAGUCCGAUUUCCGAAGGAUAGGAACAUCAUUGCAUCGCCUUUACAGGAAAACGUCCCACUCGAGCAGCAACCAAGUUUUCACACCCGUCUCCUUCUCGGUCUGAGGGAUUGCGUGAGCGACACGGUAGCCACAAGCUUACCUCCGCGAACAGAGCGAAACCUCCUCGACAAGUUGAGCGCCGACCAGGUAUCUCGCGACAUUCGGAAGGUAGAAAAGAAGGCCCUCAAGGAAAGCCGGAAGGAGGAGAAGAAGAAGCAGAAUAAGAAGCAGAACACAGAGCAGAAACUGGCAGAGAAGCUGCAGUGGAUUUUGGUUGAUGGUCUUUCCACGUAA
Rasamsonia emersonii CBS 393.64 is the source of this 903-nucleotide messenger RNA. RefSeq lists its product as uncharacterized. NCBI's taxonomy places the organism in Eukaryota, Fungi, Ascomycota, Eurotiomycetes, Eurotiales, Trichocomaceae. Bases 1 to 903 code for a protein of 300 amino acids. The transcript has a single exon. The record is from RefSeq and is a predicted model, not a curated record.